AUGCUGUCAGGAACACCCCAAGUGGUGUUCGAAUCCCGGCUGAUCUUGACAGGCAUGGUCUACUUUGUCCUAUUUGAUAUUUCAAAUGUUGGGAUGUAUGCAAUGUUACCCACAGGCCCGGAUUGGAAAUCUUUGGAUUCUGGUAAAUGCCACAGACAAUCACUAUUUAUUGGGCCUCUGUGUACUUGAAAUGCCAGGGCCUAUUUUGAAUCCCAGCCCUGGACUGGUGACAUGCUGCCCUCUAAAUAUUUGCCUUCCCACAACUCCAGACUUGCGUACAUGCAUAUAUAUACAGACCCACAUAAUGAAAGCCUGUUGGCAUUACACCUAAUAUCAAUGAACUUUGUUCCUUGGAAGUGUGACUGUCUGUGCAACAGCUCCAGCCUGUGAUUGGAAGCUGCAGUGUGCACUGCCUCCUAAUAAACACUUCCAAUUGCUCUUCCUGUGGCAUUGCACAAACCUUUGCACACUAUAUAUAAAAUGUGAUAAUCAAUGUUUUCCCUGAUGUAACUUCCUUUGGUAAAUAUGCACUCCCCCCCAGUCAUUUUCUCAUCAGAUAACAAUUUUAAUAGUUUACACACUAUUGUAUAUAUAUUUUGCAGAUGAAAAGUUUCCUUUUUUUCCCCUCCUUCUCACGGGUAUCCACUGUAAUGAAGGGAAAGCCCAGUCAACGUCACACAAACAUCUGGCAGCCUUUAUUCUCUGGCACCGUGUGUGUGUGUGAGUGUGUGUGUGUGUGUGUAUACGCACAGACUUGCUCGGAGAAUAAAGGAUGCAGAAACUCCUGCCUUGCAUAAUCAGUGGGAAGUGGCCCUUGGCUGAGAAGGUAUAAAAGCAAUGAGCAGAGACCACAGGCAUUAGUAUUAGCAAUAGCAAGGAUCAAGCAAGCCGACUGCCUUUGGGACACAGAUUAGAGAGCUAAAAAAAAAUGGCAUUGGUUCCCGACUUGAGUUCCAUUCCCAUGGAGAGCUGCAGUGGGGACGAUGAAAUGUUUUACAGUGACAGCCCACCAGGAAUGAAGGAUUCCAUGAAAGAUGAUUCUCAGUGGCACUCACACCCCGGCCAUUGCUCCCAAUACAACCUGGAUAUCCAUCUACAGAUCACCCAAGCAAAGGGAUCAUUACAGUCAUUCAAAAAAGCUGUCAUUCUUGUGGUCGCUGUGGAGAAACUGAAAAGGGGAAAAGAAACCUUUUUUGGGGAUGCAGAUUUAUUAGGCCUUCUGGAUAGCAUUUUUGUGGAAGAGGAAAUUGCUUUCAGCCGAGCCAAAGAAACACACGCCUCCGCUACCACAUACCGAUACCAGAGGGCCACCAAUUGCAGAAUUAAGGAUGCUUCAAACAAAUGCUUUGUCCUGCAGCGGUUCCAUGGAAAUGCCCAACUGGUGGCUUUGCAGUUACAAGGGGCUAACAUUCAAAGAGAAGAGAAGGUAAGCAUGGCUUUUUAUGCCACACAGCCGCUUCAGGGUGGAAGCAAAAGGCCCGUUGCAUUGGGACUCGUUGGAAAGAAUCUUUAUCUGUCUUGCAUAGCAGCAGAAAAUGACCAAGGCUCACCACAGCUUUAUCUAGAGGAGAUAAGCAACAUCAAAGAUGUGAAGGGCGAGGACUUGAACCGUUUCAUCUUCAUGAAGUCUCAGAAUGGGCUCAGCGAAAGCACCACGCACAGCUUCGAAUCGGCCACAUUUCCGGGCUGGUACAUCAGCACUUCUCAGAAGGAAAAUGAGCUGGUCCAAAUGGUGCAUCAGAAGAACCAGGCAGCCAUCAAAGAUUUUAAUAUUUUCCCAACUGUCUGAUUGCCCCUGUGCAAUUCAACCAACUGCGUGUAUGUACUAAGUACAGAGCACACCGUAGUGUUCUGGGUGAUAUUUCCCUCCACAUUAUGCUGGCAUUAUAAUUCUGCCUCCUUCUAAGUGAUAAAGCAUAAAAUAGAGGGAAAUAACUCAGAAGUCUCAUCACAGCAUUACUUAAUCCCAUUGUUUGUUUCCUUUUUUGACUUUCAUAAAGUCAGUUUCUCUGUCUGAGAAUUCACAAGUAACCCAAUCCAGGGUUUUAGCUCUUCGUUUAGUGACACCCAGCUUUCCAGGUGAGGAUACUGGGAUGCUGCUGACAUAAUGGGCAAAUAUGUACUUUUUAUUAUUUAUAUUGUAUUAUUUAUUUGUGGCCUCUUAUUUAUUCUAUUUAUAUAUUAUAUAUUUUAUUUAUUAUAUCAGUGAAAUAUUUCUUUACAUAGUGUUCUUGUGAUUUGUGUUUCCCUCUGCAGAAUGUGAUGUAUUGUCAAUCUGAAUAAAAUAAUUCUGUUUCUAAAUAAUAA
Molecule: messenger RNA, 2307 nt
Organism: Xenopus tropicalis (tropical clawed frog)
Lineage: Eukaryota; Metazoa; Chordata; Amphibia; Anura; Pipidae
Gene: il1b
Product: interleukin 1 beta
Exons: 7
Coding region: 929-1789 (286 amino acids)
Biological process (GO): inflammatory response; immune response
Cellular component (GO): extracellular region; cytoplasm; cytosol
Molecular function (GO): interleukin-1 receptor binding; cytokine activity
Source: RefSeq, a predicted model, not a curated record